Molecule: messenger RNA, 333 nt
Organism: Solanum verrucosum
Lineage: Eukaryota; Viridiplantae; Streptophyta; Magnoliopsida; Solanales; Solanaceae
Exons: 1
Coding region: 1-333 (110 amino acids)
Source: RefSeq, a predicted model, not a curated record
AUGGACUCCAUUUUUUGGAUCAUAUUCGGCCUUUGUGAGAUACCCAUUAUCCUUAUUGUCAUUGGGGCUUGCUGCUAUUUCCACCACAAUAAAGAGAACAACGAAAGCGACGUCGAAAUAGGUAGUGGUGCAAGCAGAUUAAGAGACGAGAAUAUGGUUGUUUUGGACGGUGGCAAUGGUGGUGCAGCGGCAGCGACAGUGGUUGAUAAUAACAAUAGUGGUGGAGGAGCAACUGGGACUUACCAGGGUUGCUGUUGCGGUGGUUGUGACGGUGGCAGUUGUUGUGGUGGUGGCGGUGAUGAUGGUGGAGGCUGUGGUGGUUGUGGAGAUUAA